AGAAAGAGAGAGAGAGGGGAUAGAGUAUAAUGCGCAUGCGCGGCGAGAAUCGUUUCGUUCCCGAACGGUGGGCAUGACGCCAUUACUGUCCCGUUGGUACCGGCUUCAAGCAGGAUCUGCAUCGCUGUCAUUAAUUACAGAUUUUCAAGAAUUCUACUAAGUGGAAAGGAGCAGAUUUUCAAGAGAUCUACUAGUGAAAAAUAGGAAAUUUGAUGAAAAGAAUUUGUUGCAGUUCUAUAUCAUACAUUAGAGAGUAAAACAGCAACUAUAGAAGGAGGCGUUAGAAAGGACGAAGAGAAGGCACGUGUAUAUCUUUAGGAGAAAGUAAUUUAUCCUUGUGUUAUCUUCGAGCAGAAUCGGGGAUAUCGAUUUAAAAGAAAGUUGAAGCAGAGUCAAGAGUGUCUACUCCAGAUGACUAGUCGCCUGGUCCGAUAGGUGUAUCUGUGAACACGAUAAAGUUAAUUACUCCGAAUCAUUGCCGAAUAUAUCUCUCGUUACACUUUUUUUCUUACAUUCCGAGAAAAUAAUGAUUCUUGUAUAUAGUAACGAAUGAAAAGCUUAUUGAUAGAUUUUCUUAAAGUAAGAAAACAAAGCUUUCUUUAAAAUCACUUUGGACUGCACUGAAUACAUUGAAGAAGAAGAAGAAGAAGAAGAAGAAGAAAAAAAGAAAAAUCAAAGAAAAACGAAAAGAGGAUCCGUAAUCGAUAGGGAAUUUCUUAUGUCUCUCCCGAACAACAUGCAUUAGCCUUCCUCAAGAUUAGAAAGGAGGGAGAGAGAGAUAGACAGAGACAUAGAUGAAGCUAUAGAGAUGGAAGAAUAAAGAAGACCUUCCGAAUCUUUCGAACAGAUAGAAUUUAAGAGAAAGGACAGCAAGGAUUAGCAUUUAUUUAGGUGUCGUGAGGGAAGUCAACAAGCGACAAGGUUGUUGCAUAAAUAUUCAAUGAGAAGUAUUACUGAUAUAAUGGUCUUCGAUGAUGGAGGUUAAAAUAUUGAAGGAAAGAAUCGAGAAGAAUAUUUAGCGUUUCGGAAUCCUUGGAGAAGAAGAAUAAAGGAUAUAUUUGUGAUGUUCCGAAGAGAAUCCGCAGUGGUAGCUGGAAAGUAACGGGAAAGGAUCGGGUCUUUCCUCUUGAGUGGAGCAGAAGCGCGAGAUAAAGGCAUAGCACCAGUAACAUGUAGUAAAAGAGAAGAAGGAAGAAGGCCUUCCCUAAUACAAUCCCAUCCUUAAAAGCAAUCAUAUUGAUUAAGAGCACCAUCCUUGCCGAAACACGAGCUGGCCGGUGUAGUUCCUGUUUAUUUAUCCCCUAAAUUGCAGCGGAGCAAUUUCUAAUACGUGGAUAAUCGAGUAAUUAUUAUAAAAGCCUAGACUCUCGAUCAAUCACUAGGUGCUGAUAACGCCGAUAACUAUCUAUUUCGAGAGGCUAUGACACUUGAAAGACUGCGACAAGAAAUUGGGUUUAUUUAAGAAAAGGUUUCCGAAGGUCAACUGGUCAUCUCACCGCACUUCGUCUUCGAGGAGCUCUAGCAUUCCUAGUAGGGUUGCCUGGAGAAAGCACCUAAGUCACUAGGACACCUAAGUGCUGAGGGAAAGCAUCGAGUCGUUACACCUGGCGCGAAAGCACUAUAAAUCGUACAAAGGUGCUGUGAUUGGUGCGGAAGUGCUCAACACUGACGUGAUCGUGCUACAACUUCGAAAAAAGCUAGUAAAAUCGUCCUACCCUGUUUUAAAUCAUUGGCCGGAUAUGUCAGCUGAAGGGCUCCGUGGUAGGUCGACGAGGAAAGGAAAAAAGGGAAACGUUUCGACGUGCCGUCGUCGUGAGUACUACGGCGGCCGCGCAUUCUCCCACACCUCAACGGUUACUACACCCAGCGGAAGAUUUAAACUUUCAGUUAACGGAGGGACAGGGGAUUGUUAGAGGGCAGAGUCGGAAGAAGUGGAUGAAAUUCACAAGGGGAAGGAAGAAAUAUCUCACGCUGGAUUUCACUGCUAUUUUAUUCUGUCGGACCUCGUAUACUGCUACCAUCACCACUACUACUGAUGCCGCCACCGCCAUUACUACGCCGUUACUACUUUGAAUCCAUGCACGUGGCAAAAUGGUAGAGACGCAAAAGGCCCUGCUAUUAGUAGUACUGGCUGUUCUGGCCUAUCCAAACGAUAUUUUUGGAGGUGCUUAUCAACCGGAAUUUGCUGGCCCUAUUACGAAUUUAACGAUACCACUUGGAAGGGACGCGACCUUCACGUGUCUAGUCAAACAUUUAGGAGGAUACAGGGUAGGCUGGGUGAAGGCCGACACCAAAGCGAUACAGGCCAUUCACGAUCACGUAAUAACACACAACAAGAGAAUUUCGGUGUCUCAUAGUGAUCAUACCAUAUGGAAUCUUAAUAUAAAGAGUGUCCAAGUAGAAGACGAGGGUUUAUAUAUGUGUCAGAUUAAUACAGAUCCGAUGAAAAGCCAGACAGGUAUGCUGUCAAUCGUAGUACCACCUGACUUUGUACCAGAAGAUACAUCCAGUGACGUUAAUAUUGGAGAAGGUGGUCAGGUGAAGUUAACGUGCCGUGCAAGAGGCGUACCCCGGCCCCGCGUAUCCUGGCGUAGAGAAGACGGCAAGGGUAUUAUAAUUCGGGAGCCAGCAGGAAGUGCUUUGAACCAGAAGUCUCACGUAACAACUCUAACCGAAUUUUAUGGGGAGGAAUUAAAGUUAACGAAAAUCUCGAGAACCGAAAUGGGUGUUUAUUUAUGCAUUGCUAGCAAUGGAAUACCACCAGCAGUUAGCAAAAGAAUUUCUAUAAACGUUCAUUUCGCUCCUGCUAUUCAUGUACCUAAUCAACUAGUUGGAGCUCCUUUAGGUACUGAUGUAGUCUUGGAAUGCUACGUCGAAGCAUCUCCUAUGUCGAUUAAUUAUUGGAUAAAGGAAAAAGGAAUGAUGAUAAUAUCCAGUACGCAACACGUAGUCGACAUGAUCGAGAAGUCUCCGUUCGAAGUACGUAUGAUUCUGACGAUAAAGAAUCUUCAGAAACACGACGUGGGAACGUAUCUCUGUGCAGCGAAGAAUUCUCUUGGCGAGGUUGACAGCACGAUUCGUUUGUACGAGAUACCUGGACCAGCUAAAACGGAACUAGCUACUUGGGCUUCCUUCUACGAGGAGACUAAUAACAAGAUCCCUUAUGGUCAAACGGAGAUGGAUAAGGUGGAAAAUAAUUCCGUUUAUAUGGAAAACUCUCUUCUUCACGGUUCAAACUACGCACGCCUUCCUCCGACAUUAGCAACGGCUUUACCUACCUCCGUCAAAAUCGACGAAAAACAGCCAACUAUGAACGUCUCUUCUUAUGCCACCGAUCUUACCAUAAGACAUAACGCUUUAUUUUUAUUAUUAUUAUCAUUUUCGAUCACUAUGCCUCGGUGGUCACAGUGAUGACGAUAUGAUAAUGACGAUCGAGAGACUCGAACUAAACCAAGCUGAUCGUUUAGUUUUGUCGUUUUAUUCGAGAUCGAUCGAGUGAAUAUUAUUGACAUUAUGUCCGAUAUCAUUAUUCAUCCUGAAAAAAAAAAUUCUUUUAAUAGUUUAGAUGCUGACGAAAUUUUCUUAUCGUCGUCGUCUUCCUUGAUACAUCAACUCUACUAUGGAUUUUCAUCAUGGAUAUAAGGCGCUUCGUAUUUAUAUAGAUUGAAUUAGAGAGAGAGAAAGAGAGAGAGAGAGAGAGAGAGAGAGAGAGAGGAAAAAAGAGAAAGAAAUAGAGUUGAUGAACAUUUUAAUAUCCAUAUAAAAUUUCAUCGCGUAUGUAUGUAUGUAAAACGCGUCGCCUUGUAUCAUAUAUCAAAUUCGCGUUUUCAUCGAGUUCUAUACCGACAUUUACGAAGAUCAGAAAGUUAAAUAAUCGCAUAGUCUUUUAAAUUUGUUUAAAUUAUAUAGGUAUAGCCUGUAGUAUCGUUAGUUUUUAUCAGAUCUGGGCAUUAACAAAAUUUAUUAUUAUUUCUUAAUCGCACUUUUAAUAAAAUUAAAAGAGUUUUAAAACGAAAGUUUUAAUAAUUUUAAACAAAUUAGACAAAUCAUUGAAAAUGAUUUUGUUUGAACGAAAUGUUAUCUUGAUAUACUUAAUUUAAAUAUACAGUUUGAGAUCAAAAGUACUUAGUUGAUUUUAAGAAUCAAUUACUCUUUUGUGAGAUUUUUUAUAAACUAAUUUUCUUUUUCAAAUUGUAAAACUAGAUGCUUAACUACAAGCUUAAAAUAUUCUCGGAAGAGAGUAAUUGAUUUUUAAAAUCAUUUAGAAACUUUUAAUCCUGUAUAUAAAUGGUUUCUUUACUUUUUAUAUUUAAAUUGUUUGUAUGAUCACAAAAAACGGAUAUCAGUUUUUGAGAUAUUAAACUUCUUUUGUGUUUGAAACAAUAAAUAUGCCCAGAUCUGGCUUCGACGAGAAACGAUAUUGUUUUCUGCGAGAAGAUGGUGGAUAGCUUCUCUGGAAGAGUAACUAAAGACUGAAGAAAAAGAAGAAGAAAACGAAGAGGAAGAUCUAUUAAUUGUCACUCGAAAACACUUUCACCGGUUGACGAUACUUUAACAUUAAAAAAAAAAAACAUUUUUCCGCGGUACACCAAUCUCUUGAUUUACGCGAAAUGUUUGUUUUCCAUGCAGUUAUUUUUUACGCGGAUAAAAAUCGUCUAAAAUGAAAUCUGUCAGUAUGGAAAAAAAAUACUACAGAGGAAAGCCAGUAUAAAUUAUAAAAAUAUUUAUUUUUCAUAUAGGUUCAUACCAAAAAAAAAAAAUUAUAAAAUAUUCUACAAAACGUAAAAUAAAUUUUAUUCUUUGUCGUUAUCGCGGUAUCGUACUUCGUAUCGAAUUUCAAAGCAAUCAAUGUUUUCUUUUUCAAUUAGCUCAAAGUCAAAGCACUCGUUAAAAAUCUUGUCUUUAUCAUACAUUAUGUACAUUAAAUUGACAACGCAGUAGAAAUUCAAUAAAAAGUAUAGAAGAAUAUACGUAUGUAAUCUUUGAACGGGGGAAAAUAGAUCGCGUAUAAACGUACCGUGUAAAUUUAAUAUUAAUGGUGGUUUAAUUUACAUCUAUAAAGAAAAUCGCGUAAAUCAAGGAAGGAGGGUGUAGUUUCAAAGUAGACAUAAAACGUUUAAGAGAGAAAUCACCAAUAGAUAGACAGUAAUCGGUAGUUUUUUCGUUCCAUUUUAGAGAGCACCCAUAGUUGAUUUGUAAGA
Messenger RNA from Vespula pensylvanica (western yellowjacket), 5201 nucleotides. RefSeq names its product lachesin-like. NCBI's taxonomy places the organism in Eukaryota, Metazoa, Arthropoda, Insecta, Hymenoptera, Vespidae. The record is from RefSeq and is a predicted model, not a curated record. The transcript is spliced from 20 exons. Bases 2092 to 3411 code for a protein of 439 amino acids. Gene Ontology annotation, cellular component: neuron projection.